Anopheles marshallii is the source of this 3966-nucleotide messenger RNA. RefSeq lists its product as uncharacterized. Gene Ontology annotation, molecular function: heat shock protein binding; transmembrane signaling receptor activity; protein-folding chaperone binding. Gene Ontology annotation, cellular component: membrane; cytoplasm. Gene Ontology annotation, biological process: monoatomic ion transmembrane transport; protein folding; sensory perception of taste. NCBI's taxonomy places the organism in Eukaryota, Metazoa, Arthropoda, Insecta, Diptera, Culicidae. The coding region runs from base 1 to 3966 and encodes 1321 amino acids. The transcript is spliced from 9 exons. The record is from RefSeq and is a predicted model, not a curated record.
AUGCUGGUGCAGUAUGCGAUAAGUGGACUGCUGGUGAUAGUGGGACAAUGCAUCCGAGAAAUCAAUGGCGAGUAUCAAACCAGCCUCACCUUCAACGAUAUCCUGCCCGAGGAUCCGAAGCUGUACGAUAAAAUGCGACCGCCGAAAAAGGAAGGCCAGCCGACGAGCGUUGCCUUCCACGUGACCGUGAUGGGGUUGGAUUCGAUCGACGAAAACUCGAUGACCUACGCGGCCGACAUCUUUUUCGCACAAACGUGGAAAGAUCACCGGUUGCGGUUGCCGGAAAACAUGACGUCCGAGUACCGGUUGCUGGAGGUGGACUGGCUGAAGAACAUGUGGCGGCCGGAUUCGUUCUUCAAGAAUGCGAAAUCGGUCACCUUCCAGACGAUGACGAUCCCGAACCAUUACAUGUGGCUGUACAAGGACAAAACGAUCCUGUACAUGGUGAAGCUGACGUUGAAGCUGUCCUGUGCGAUGAACUUCUUGAUCUAUCCGCACGACACGCAGGAAUGCAAGCUGCAGAUGGAAAGCCUGUCUCACACGACAGACGACUUGGUGUUCCAGUGGGACGAGGAGGUGCCGUUGGUUGUGGACGAGCACAUCGAGUUGCCCCAGCUGGCGUUGGUGAAAAACUAUACGGCCGACUGUACCCAGGUGUACUCGACCGGGAACUUCACCUGCCUGGAGGUAGUGUUCGUGUUGAAGCGUCGUCUCGGGUACUACCUGUUCCACACCUACAUCCCAACCUGCCUGAUCGUCAUUAUGUCGUGGGUUUCGUUCUGGAUCAAACCGGAAGCAGCGCCGGCCCGGGUCACGCUUGGCGUAACGUCUCUGCUCACGCUCAGCACCCAGCACGCGAAAUCGCAAGCUUCCUUACCGCCGGUAUCGUACCUAAAGGCGGUCGAUGCGUUCAUGUCCGUCUGUACCGUGUUCGUGUUUAUGGCGCUGAUGGAGUACUGUCUGGUUAACAUCGUGCUGGGUGAUUCGGAUCCACCGACACCGAAACCCCAUCCGCCCAAGAUGGAUAAAUUUUUCGACUUCACCGCCAAAAACGGGAAGCGCAACAGUAAGUCGCAUGAGCAUACGCACGAGAUGCCGAUCACCACGUUUCAGCGGCAGGAAAGCACACUGCUGCUAUCGCCGGUCCCGCACAUCCAGACGAUACCACCGCCACCCUGCAAACCGGCCUCGGCCAUACCGAAGCUAACGCCGGCCCAGAUGCGACUGAAGCGAGCGAUCAACAUCGAUCGAUUUUCGCGUAUGUUUUUCCCGUUUCUGUUCACGCUGCUGAACGUCACGUACUGGAUCAUGUUCUACGAGGUGUUGGCUGCCAACCAGGUUGUCUACAAUCUGAGGGCACUGAUCUACACAAACCACGUGUCGCGACGAACGAAGCUGAGACAAUAUGGAUCUUACAUUGUACCGGUACAGGCAGUCCCCGAGAUCUCGGACGAUGAGGACGAUACUCAUCCAAAUAUCGAUACGCCAUCGCUUUUCCGCUGGCGGCAUCAGGCCCGCGUCGAGCGGAUGCAGGAGCAAGAGAAAACGAAGGAAACGAUAGAAAAGAAGAAGCAAACGACCGUGGAAAAGCUAAAGCAGGCGAAAGAGAAGCUGCAGCGAAAGGAAGGCAAUCUAGACGAGCUAAAGAAAAUCAUUGAUGAGCUGGAAAGGGAACAAGAGCGCGUGAGGCAGGAAGAAGAUGAGCUGCGCAAGAAGGAAAAGAUGCAACCAUGGAACGUGGACACGAUCAGUAAGCCGGGCUUCGCCAAGACGGUCAUCAACAAGAGUGCAAUAAAUCGAAAGGAGGAAGAGCUGACCGACGAACAGAAGGAGAUGAAUCUGAGGGAAUUUAUCAAAAAGUACGAGAAGCAGAUGAAGCAAUUCGGCAUGAUGCGGAAGUACGAUGAUUCGAAAAAGUUCCUGCAGGAUAAUCACCAUCUGGUAUGUGAGGAUACGCCCAACUAUCUCGUCAUUUGGUGCAUCGAGCUGGAGAUGCAGGAAAAGCACGAACUGAUGGCACACGUGGCGCACCAGUGCAUCUGCAUGCAGUACAUCUUGGACAUUUCGAAACAGCUCGAGGUAGACCCGAGGGCCUGCGUGGCGUCUUUCUUUCAGCGCAUUCAGGAGGCGGAAACCGAGUACAAGAAUCAGUUCUUGGGUGAAAUUGAAGCGUUUAAAGAGCGCAUCCGCAAGCGAGCGCAGGAGAAACUGCAGAAGCUUAUCGAGGAGCAGGAGGAGGAGGAACGUAAGGCGAGGCUCGGUCCGGGUGGGUUGGAUCCGGUGGAGGUGUUUGAAUCGCUGCCCGAGGAGCUACAGAAGUGCUUUGAGACGCGCGACAUCGGCAUGCUGCAGGAAGCGAUGGCCAAACUGCCACCGGAGGAAGCUCGCGUACACCUGCAGCGCUGCAUAGAUUCAGGCCUAUGGGUACCGGAUGCGAAGAGCGCUGCCGCAGCCACAUCCGGGGCUGGUGUUGAAGAUGAAGCGCAGGAACCGGUGUACGUGGAGAAAGUGAUCCCAAGAUUCACGACGCAGUUCCACGGAAGACAUCAACGCAAUCGGAAACGGAUUCAAGACAUCCCUGUGUCGGCCCAUUCAGCAAUGAGUCGCAUCUUUAACUCGGAAACGAUGCGCUUCGAGGGUACGAUGCACGAACCGAAGCGAAAUCGUAACGUGUUUCUCGAUGUGAAACCCAUCCAGGAAGACAAUGGUGCAAACUCCACGGGACAGGUCAGACGAAAUGCAACCGUGUUUAACAAUCGGGUUGGCUUUCCACCGCUUACACCAAAGGAAGCGUUCGUGAAUACGGUGGCCACUACCAGCCAAACGAACAUGGUGUACGAGAGUUCGAAACCAAUCUACUUGGUGCUGCGUGCCAUCGGAGUGUUUCCCUAUACGCGGCUGGCUUCGGGUGAGACCGCGUUCAUUUUGGCCUCGCCCUCCAUGGUGUACUGUGUGACGUUUUUCCUUCUGCUUACCGUGUACAUCGCAUUCAUUCUGCUCAAUCGCAUCGAAAUCGUACGCACGCUCGAGGGUCGCUUCGAGGAGUCCGUUAUUGCGUACCUGUUCAUCGUGAACAUCCUGCCGAUCCUGAUCAUACCGCUGAUGUGGUACGAAUCGCGCAAGGUCGUGUCGGUGGUGAAUGGGUGGGUCGAUUUCGAAACGGUCUACCGGAAAACGUCCGGCCGUGCGUUGGAGCUGAAGCUUCGCACCAAGGCGCAGGUGGUCGCCAUCUUGCUACCGAUCCUGUGCUCCCUCUCGGUCGCCAUUACGCAUGUGACGAUGGUGGACUUUAAGUUGCUACAGGUCAUUCCGUACUGUGUGCUCGACACGAUCACCUACAUGAUGGGUGGUUACUGGUAUUUGGCGUGCGAGACGCUCAGCAUUACGGCGAAGAUCCUGGCGGAAGAUUUUCAGCGCGCCCUACGCCAUGUGGGCCCGGCGGCUAAGGUGUCCGAGUACCGGUCGCUGUGGUUGCGCCUCAGUAAGCUGGCCCGUGACACAGGAUUCUCCACGUGCUACACCUUCACCUUCAUCUGUCUGUACCUGUUCUUUAUUAUAACGCUCUCGAUCUACGGGCUGAUGUCGCAAAUCUCGGACGGGUUCGGGGUGAAAGAUAUAGGGCUUGCUGUGACCGCGUUCUGUAGCGUUGGCUUGCUGUUCUACAUCUGCGAUGAGGCCCACUAUGCGUCGUUUAACGUGCGUACCAACUUCCAGAAGAAGCUACUAAUGGUUGAGCUGAGCUGGAUGAACACGGAUGCGCAGACCGAGAUCAACAUGUUUUUGCGUGCGACCGAGAUGAACCCAUCCAGCAUUAAUUUGGGAGGGUUUUUUGAUGUUAACCGUACGCUGUUUAAAUCGCUGCUUGCAACGAUGGUUACGUACUUGGUGGUGUUGCUUCAGUUCCAGAUCAGCAUUCCGGAUGAACCGAGUGCCAUGUUGAUGCAUGGGAACACGUCACAUUUUUAG